AUUAUUAUCGUUCACCUCUAAGCAACAGCUGUGACUGCCGUCUGCCGAGUUGCUGCGAGGCGAGCAAAAAAAUUGGUGAACAUAAAUUGUGAAUUGAGAAGCAACUAACGCCUCGCCCACACAAUGUCAGCGUUAAUGAAAUCUCUGUGCUUGGCCAAGAAGCUGAGCACUGUCAAUCCAGUUUUGCAGGCUCAUAUUGCCCGCAAUCUUGCCGGCUGGAAUAAGGACUACAAGCCUGGACAAUAUCCUAAAACCGAAAAGGAACGCGAGGCAGCUGCCAAGAAAUAUUAUCUGCUGCCUGAAGAGUACAAACCCUACGCGGAUGAUGGACUCGGCUAUGGCGACUAUCCAAAAGUUGGCGGCGGCCUCGGUGUAGAGUAUAAGGAUAGCUACUAUCCCUAUGACUAUCCCGAGAUCAAACGCAACUUUAAUGAGCCAAUUUCAGCGGAUCAUGAUUUGUACAGCGAGGAUCGCUACUCACAGCCCGAUUAUCCCCGCUACAAUAAUAGCUACUACUUUUUGUCCUUCAUUGGUGUCAUGGGUGGUUGUUUGGCCCUAUACUAUUGGCUCGAGGAUAAGAAAAUGUAUCGACCAGUGGCCGCCAAACAGUAUCCCGCUGACGGCGUCAAGCACUACACCUUCGAACGUUAGGGAUACCAAGCCGCCCAGCAGCUUGUGUGUAGUUUUCUAUUACUUGUUUUGCUUCGCCUUUAUCGUAAAUUAGGCAAUUUACCAACGCAUAUGUACAAUUAAAAAAAAAA
This is a messenger RNA of Drosophila hydei, 761 nucleotides long. It is a transcript of the gene ND-ASHI, whose product is annotated as NADH dehydrogenase [ubiquinone] 1 beta subcomplex subunit 8, mitochondrial. Gene Ontology annotation, cellular component: mitochondrion. The transcript has 3 exons. The record is from RefSeq and is a predicted model, not a curated record. The coding region runs from base 124 to 651 and encodes 175 amino acids. Lineage: Eukaryota; Metazoa; Arthropoda; Insecta; Diptera; Drosophilidae.